This is a messenger RNA of Talaromyces rugulosus, 354 nucleotides long. RefSeq lists its product as uncharacterized. The transcript is spliced from 2 exons. NCBI's taxonomy places the organism in Eukaryota, Fungi, Ascomycota, Eurotiomycetes, Eurotiales, Trichocomaceae. The coding region runs from base 1 to 354 and encodes 117 amino acids. The record is from RefSeq and is a predicted model, not a curated record.
AUGUCGCAAGACUUCAAUGCCGAGCAGGUCAGUCUGCAAAUGGCCGAUUUGCUAGAAUCCUUCGAAAACCACCCACUCAUGCAACCGCCAGACACCAAUCCAACCCUUUUCUUUCUAUUCGACUUUAUCCGCAACACGCACAAACAACUCAAAUCCAUUGAUCCAUCGAAACUGCGUCAAGGCGGCGAUGCAGACACGCAGAGUAGCGUGGCCGAGGUGAUUGGUCGAAACAAAUUUGCAAAGACGCUGAUUGAGGAUACGUCGGGGAAACUGGCCCUAUUGACGGGCGGGGACCCUGGGAGGCCUGUGGAUUUUGGGGAGGAGAUUAGGGAGAAAGCGAGGGUGUUGGCUUGA